AUGGACGGCGAUGGCGGUCCCCGCUUGCUGACGGAGGCCGGGCGCGGCGCGGGGCCCGCGGGCAUGGCGGAGUCGGCGGCGGUGCCGCGGGCGCGGGCGGCGCGGCCCGGGCCCCAGCGCUUCCUGCGGCGCAGUGUGGUGGAGUCGGACCAGGAGGAGCCGCCGGGCCUGGAGGCGGCCGAGGCGCCGAGCGCGCAGCCCCCGCAGCCGCUGCAGCGCCGGGUGCUCCUGCUCUGCAAGACCCGCCGCCUCAUCGCCGAGCGCGCCCGCGGCCGCCCCGCCGCCCCUGCAGCCCCCGCGGCCGCCGCGCCCCCCGGCGCCCCAGCCGACGCCGACCCCGACCCCGGCCCCGAGCCCGCGGGCGCGCAGCAGCUCCGCCCGGACCCCGCGCCCUCGCCCCCCGGCGACCCCCGGGAGCAGCAGGAGGCGGCGGCGGCGGCGGCGGCGGCCGCGGCGCGGGAGGACGCGGCGGCGCCCGAGGCGAGGCCCGAGCCCGGGCGCGCACGCCGGGGAGAGCCCGAGGAGGAGGAGGAUGACGAGGAUGACCUCAAGGCCGUGGCCACCUCCCUGGACGGCCGCUUCCUCAAGUUCGACAUCGAACUGGGCCGCGGCUCGUUCAAGACGGUCUACAAGGGGCUGGACACGGAGACCUGGGUGGAGGUGGCCUGGUGCGAGCUGCAGGACCGGAAGCUCACCAAGCUGGAGAGGCAGCGGUUCAAGGAGGAGGCAGAGAUGCUGAAGGGCCUGCAGCACCCCAACAUCGUGCGCUUCUAUGACUUCUGGGAGUCCAGUGCCAGGGGCAAGAGGUGCAUCGUGCUGGUGACCGAGCUGAUGACGUCAGGGACACUGAAGACGUACCUGAAGCGGUUCAAGGUGAUGAAGCCCAAGGUGUUGCGCAGCUGGUGCCGGCAGAUUCUGAAGGGGCUGCUGUUCCUGCACACCAGGACGCCCCCCAUCAUCCACCGGGACCUCAAGUGUGACAACAUCUUCAUCACGGGGCCCACUGGCUCUGUGAAGAUUGGCGACCUGGGCCUGGCCACCCUCAAGAGAGCAUCCUUUGCCAAGAGUGUGAUCGGUACACCUGAAUUCAUGGCGCCCGAGAUGUACGAGGAGCAUUACGAUGAGUCCGUGGACGUCUAUGCCUUCGGAAUGUGCAUGUUGGAGAUGGCCACCUCGGAGUACCCCUACUCAGAGUGCCAGAACGCCGCCCAGAUCUACCGGAAGGUCACCUGUGGUAUCAAGCCUGCUAGUUUUGAGAAGGUGCAUGAUCCUGAGAUCAAGGAGAUUAUUGGGGAGUGCAUCUGCAAGAACAAGGAGGAAAGGUACGAGAUCAAGGACCUGCUCAGCCACGCCUUCUUUGCGGAGGACACAGGUGUGAGGGUGGAGCUGGCAGAGGAGGACCACGGCAGGAAAUCUACCAUUGCCCUGCGGCUCUGGGUAGAGGACCCCAAGAAGCUGAAGGGGAAGCCCAAGGAUAAUGGGGCCAUCGAGUUCACCUUUGACCUGGAGAAGGAGACGCCUGACGGUGUGGCGCAGGAGAUGAUUGAAUCGGGAUUCUUUCACGAGAGCGACGUGAAGAUUGUGGCCAAGUCCAUCCGUGACCGUGUAGCAUUGAUCCAGUGGCGACGGGAGAGGAUCUGGCCGGCCCUGCAGCCAACGGAGCAGCGGGACCCAGGCAGCCCUGACAAGGCCAGGGGUCCACCUGCACCCCUGCAGGUCCAGGUGACCUACCACACGCAGGCCGGGCCGCCGGAGCCCGAGGAGCCUGAGGUGGACCAGCACCUCCUCCCCAGUGCACUGCCGGCCAGCGCCACCUCCCUGGCCUCGGACAGCACCCUCGACAGCGGACAGGGCUCCACCGUGUACUCAGACUCGCAGAGCAGCCAGCACAGUGUGGUGCUGGGCUCCUUGGCAGACGCGGCACCGGCCCCGGCCCAGUGCGUGUGCAGCACGCCCGUGAGCGUUGGUGAUGGCCCUGUCCUGCCCUACAGCCUGCCCCCUUUGGGGACCUACCAGCAGCCAGCCACGCCGGGCCUGUCUGUGGCCUCUGUCCCGGCCUCCACCCACCCUCCGCUCCCGCAGCAGCAUUUCCCGGAGCCGGCCAUAAGCUUUGCCCCCGUGCCGACCGGCCCAGGCCAGCCUGUGCCCCCUGGCCACCAGCCGCCUCCGCUGGCCCAGUCAGCGCCCCUGCCCCCUGUCCUGGCCCCGCCGCCAGUCGGCCCUCUCCAGCCGGUGCCCUCCCACCUGCCUCCCUACCUAGCUCCAACGUCCCAGGUGGUAGCCCCCGCUCAGCUGAAGCCCCUCCAGAUGCCGCCUGCACCUCUGCAGCCGCUGCCUCAAGUGCCUGCUCAGGUGCCUCCGCUCCCUGUGGGGCCCCCCAUCGCACCCCUGGCCUCCCUCGACAGCCUCCCUGCAGCUCUCCCCGACCUGCCGGCCGCUGGGGGGCCCACCGUGCCCGCCCCCUCUCAGUAUUUCUCUCCCGCCGUCAUCUUGCCAAGCCUUCCACUCAGCGCCGCCACUGCCCCCCUGCCCACGUCCCCAGCGUUGCCUCUGCAGGCAAUCAAGCUGCCCCACCCCCCUGGGGCACCGCUGGCCAUGCCAUGCCGGACCAUUGUGCCAAAUGUGGCUGCCACCGCCACUGCCAUCCCUCUGCUGGCCGUGGCCCCGCAGGGUGUGGCCGCCCUGUCCCUUCACCCGGCCGCCGUGGCCCAGCUUCCGGCCCAGCCUGUGUACCCGGCAGCCUUCCCGCAGAUGGUGCCUAGUGACGUCCCACCAUCUCCCCUCCACGUAGCGCAGAGCGUGCGGGCGGCCCCUCCACAGCCAGCGCCUUCCACGCUGCAGCAGCCCCACCAGUCAAGCGUUGCGCGUCUUCCUGAGCAGGCUGCUCCAGCGGGGGCGGGAAGCCAGAUCCUGCUUGGCCACCCACCUCCGUAUGCUGUGGAUGUCAAUGCCCAGGUCCCCACUGUGCCCGUACCUGCUGCCAUCCUCUCCCCACCUCUGCCGGAAGUGUUGCCGCCUGUGGUCCCCGAGCUGCCUCAGCUCCCCAGCUCCCUGGCCCCUGCAGUGGCCGCAGCUUCUCAGAGCUUGCCCGUCCAGACCGCCGCACUCCUGCCGCCUGCUGCCCAUGUGCCACCACCCACCGGACCUGGGAUCACCAGCCCCUGCCCGGCCGUGCAGCUAACAGUGGAGUCGGCCUCAGAGGAGCAGGCCUCCCAGGACAAGCAGCUCGGGCCCCCGCAGAGCUGCGAGAGCUACGGAGGUUCUGAUGUCCCCUCUGGAAGAGAGAUGAGUGACAGCUGCGAGGGAACGUUUGGCAGUGGGAGGCUAGAAGGCAAGGCCGCCCGGAAACAUCACCGCCGGUCCACGCGUGCCCGCUCUCGCCAGGAGAGAGCCAGCCGCCCGCGGCUCACCAUCCUGAAUGUGUGCAACACAGGCGACAAGAUGGUGGAGUGCCAGCUGGAGACACACAACCACAAGAUGGUCACGUUCAAGUUCGACCUGGACGGGGACGCGCCCGACGAGAUCGCCACCUACAUGGUGGAGCACGAUUUCAUCCUGCAGGCUGAGCGGGAGACGUUCAUUGAACAGAUGAAAGACGUCAUGGAUAAGGCAGAGGACAUGCUCAGCGAGGACACGGACAUUGACCGCGGCUCUGACCCUGGGACCAGCCCACCAUACCUCAGCACCUGCACCCUGGGCGCUGGGGAGGAGAGCCACCAGUCCCAGGCCAACGCCCCUGUGUAUCAGCAGAACGUCCUGCACACAGGCAAGAGGUGGUUCAUCAUCUGUCCGGUGGCCGAGCACCCUGCAGUGGAGGUUCCUGAGUCCUCGCCCCCACUUCCUCCAAGCUCUGUGCAGCCAGAAGCCAGCCAAGACACAGCACCCUGUAAAGAUCAGCUGCCCUUAAAGGAAAAAUCCGGCUUCCCAGCCAGUUCGCAAACUCUGAGCCAAGCAGGCCCCAGGGACACCCCUGGUGGCACAUCAGCCCCUUUGAUGCCAUCUUCCCCUCCUGUGACUGCUCUGCCCCAGGACCCGGCUGCACCAGCUGCCAGCCCCAAGCCAGACCCAGCCAUGGGGACUGCUGUGCUGGCAGGGGCCCCAGGGACCUCUCAGGGGAUGGCCAGCGAGUGUGACACCCCCCAGCUGCUGGCAGAGACUCAAGACAUCCCGCUGGCCGUGCAGCCUCUGGGUGCGGGUGGAGGGCCUUGUGUCCCACCUCUGGAGGCCCCCCAUUACCCCACGGGUUUGGGAGAGCCCACCUCAGCCAGGGAGGCCACUGCUCAGGGCACCCCCAGUGGGACCCCUCAGCCCGCCCUGGGCCAGCCCCAACCCCCGCUCCCCUCUGCAGUGGGGGCCAUGAGCUUGGCCACCCCCCAGCUCCCCAGCCCCCCACUGGGGCCCACUGGGGCCCCCCAGCCGCCCUCAGCCUUGGAGUCUGAUGGAGAGGGGCCACCGCCCAGGGUGGGCUUUGUGGAUAGUACCAUCAAGAGCCUGGACGAGAAGCUGCGAACUCUGCUCUACCAGGAACAUGUGUCCACCUCCUCAGCCUCGGCCGGGACCCCUGUGGAAGUGGGAGAUAGAGACUUGACCCUGGAGCCCCAGUCCGUGCUGGGAAAGUCAGAAACAGCCCCGGGGCCAGGGGCCGCACUGGAGCAGGCUGGGUCCUUGCCAAUGACAGCAGAGUCAUCUUUGAGCCAAGUGAUGGCGUCUGGCUUGCCCGCAGCGCCAGGUGCCCCCCAGGAUGCUGCUGCUUCUGCCUUGCCUGCACAUCCAGAGCCUACAGACCGCAGCGGGGGGGCCCCUGGGGAAGCCUCAGCCAAGCUUCUGCAGAGCUGCCUGGGGACAGGGACCAAGGAUGGCCAGGCCAGCCACCCCCAGACACGGGGCUCUCUGGCCCCUGAGUCCCCCCAGAAGCACCCAGGACAGCAGGAGGGCAGCUCGCCAGCCAAAACCGUGGGCCGGUUCUCGGUGGUCAGCACGCAGGACGAGUGGACCCUGGGCUCCCCCCACAGCCUGCGUUACUCAGCGCCGCCCGAUGUGUAUCUGGAGGAGGCCCCCCACAGCCCCGACGUGAAGCUGGCAGUCCGGCGGGCACAGACAGCCUCGUCCAUCGAGGUGGGCGUGGGCGAGCCGGUGUCCAGCGACUCUGGGGAUGAGUGUCCACGCAGGCGGCCCCCUGCACAGAAGCAUGCCUCCCUGCCUGUCAGUGGUGGUGGCGUGGCCAGCGACUUGGUGAAGAGGGCCACCGCCUUCCUGCACAGGCCCUCGCGGGCCGGCUCCCCGGGUCCCGACACACCCAGCAGGACGGCCGUGAAGGUGCCCACCAUCAGCGUGACCUCCUUCCAUUCCCAGUCAUCCUACAUCAGCAGUGACAAUGACUCAGAGAUCGAGGAUGCGGACAUCAGGAAGGAGCUGCAGAGUCUCCGGGAGAAGCACCUGAAGGAGAUCUCGGAGCUGCAGAGCCAGCAGAAGCAAGAGAUCGAGGCCCUGUACCGCCGCCUGGGCAAGCCGCUGCCCCCCAACCUAGGCCUGUUCCACACAGCCCCUCCCGCUGGCCGCAGGAGGAAGAGCAAGAGCAAGCUGAAGGCUGGCAAGCUGCUCAACCCGCUUGUGCAGCAGCUCAAGGUUGUGGCUUCCAGCACAGGUCACUUGUCAGACUGCAGCAGAGCCCCUCCUGCUAAGGACCCUGCCCACGCCGGGGCAGGGCCCGCAGCAGCUUCAGACCCGAGUGGGAAGGCAGUUCAGACUCAGCAGCCUUGCUCCGUGCGGGCCUCCCUGUCUGCAGACAUCUGCUCCGGCUUAGCCACUGAUGGAGGCGGAGCGCACGGCCCAGGCUGGACGGUUUACCACCCAACGUCUGAGAGACUGACCUAUAAGUCUAGUAGCAAACCUCGCGCUCGAUUCCUCACUGGACCCGUGUCUGUGUCCAUCUGGUCUGCCCUGAAGCGUCUCUGUCUAGGCAAAGAGCACAGCAGUCGGUCCUCCACCAGCAGCCUGGUCCCGGGCCCCGAGCCAGGCGCCCAGCCCGCCCUGCACAUCCAGGCACAGGCCAACAACAGCAACAACAAGAGGGGCACCUUCACGGAUGACCUGCAUAAGCUGGUGGACGAGUGGACAAGCAAGACGACGGGGGCUGCCCAGCUGAAGCCGUCGCUCAAUCAGCUGAAGCAAACCCAGAGGCUGCAUGGCAUGGAGGCCACGGCGGGCUGGGCCCUGGCCCCUGGGGAGGCGCGGGCUAUGAACGUCCCUCGAGCAGCAGUGGGGAUGCCGUGUCUGGCUCCAGCACCCGGCCCUCUGUGCACCGCAGCCGUUCCCGGAACCACCCCAGUCCUGCCCAUGCCAGAUUCUGAGAGUGAGAAGCCCGACUGAGCUCACGCAGGCCCACCCGACCCCGACGCCAGGCCCUGUGUCGUCACACGUGGAGAAGGCGAGUCCACGCCUCGUGUCCAGUUCACGCUGUUUUGUAACCACUUUCUAAGCAUUUUUUAUUCACAACUGGAAACACAAAUGUAAUGCAAGAAUAAAGAAUAUUUUGGG
Messenger RNA from Nyctereutes procyonoides (raccoon dog), 6537 nucleotides. RefSeq names its product WNK lysine deficient protein kinase 2 (gene WNK2). Gene Ontology annotation, biological process: monoatomic ion homeostasis; negative regulation of sodium ion transport; positive regulation of sodium ion transmembrane transporter activity. Gene Ontology annotation, molecular function: chloride channel inhibitor activity; ATP binding; potassium channel inhibitor activity. Bases 1 to 6369 code for a protein of 2122 amino acids. The record is from RefSeq and is a predicted model, not a curated record. Lineage: Eukaryota; Metazoa; Chordata; Mammalia; Carnivora; Canidae. Gene Ontology annotation, cellular component: cytosol; cytoplasm. The transcript has 29 exons.